Molecule: messenger RNA, 1524 nt
Organism: Lodderomyces beijingensis
Lineage: Eukaryota; Fungi; Ascomycota; Pichiomycetes; Serinales; Debaryomycetaceae
Source: the annotation of a GenBank genome assembly
AUGACAAAGCUAAGUAAAAGAAGAGAAAUCGAGUGCAAACUCAAUGGAACACCACCACCAAAGCCCUUGUACAAGAUGGACUCGAUUUCCAAUCUAUUCAAGCGAAAUAGAAAGAGGAGAUUAGACGAAGACGAAGACGAAGAAGAAGAAGAAGAAGAAGAAGAAGAAGAAGUGGAUGGAGAUAAUGGUGGAGCUAACCGCGACUCGACAGUUGCUGCUGGUGCAACGGAUGAAGAGAAAUUGGAAACGGCGUCAACAGCUUUGAAUGGCGUUGAUGUUGGGCGCGAGCAAAGUUAUAAGAAGAGGAAAAUCAAGACCAAGGAAGAGGAGGAGUUUGAAGAGCAGGAAGUCAAGUAUGACGAAGCGCUUCCGCCAAAUCUCCGCAAAUACCGGCCAAAGGGGUUCCCAUUCAACAUCCCGCCAAAAGACCGGCCAAUUAGAAUAUACGCCGACGGUGUGUUUGACUUGUUCCACUUGGGCCACAUGAAGCAGUUGGCGCAAGCAAAAAAGGCGUUUCCAAACGUCGAGUUGGUGUGUGGGAUACCUUCCGAUAAGGAGACCCACAAGCGGAAAGGGUUGACGGUGUUGACGGACGAACAGCGGUGCGAGACGUUGAUGCAUUGCAAAUGGGUCGAUGAAGUUAUCCCCAAUGCACCCUGGUGUGUCACCCCCGAGUUUCUCACCCAGCACAGAAUCGAUUACGUUGCCCACGAUGACUUGCCCUAUGCGAGUAGCGACAGUGACGACAUCUACAAACCAAUCAAAGAGCAAGGCAAAUUCCUCACCACGCAGAGAACCGACGGUAUAUCAACGUCAGACAUCAUCACCAAGAUUAUCCGCGACUACGACAAGUACUUGAUGAGAAACUUUGCUCGUGGUGCCACGAGAAAGGAAUUGAAUGUGAGCUGGCUCAAAAAGAAUGAGCUUGAGUUCAAGAAACACAUUGACGACUUCAGAAGCUAUUGGAUGAAGAACAAACUGAACAUCAACAACGUCAGUCGUGAUUUGUAUUUUGAAAUUCGAGAAUUCAUGAGAGGCAGGAAGUUCAACGUGCAACAGUACUUGGAAAGUCAAAACAUGAAAAAGAAGCACAAGGGUCUAAUUAGCGACUCGGAAGAUGUUGCUUCGUCGUCAUCGUCGUCUUCUUCUUCUUCUACUAAAACUACUACUACUGCUAAUACUGGUUAUAAAGGUGGUUCUCCCUUGACUGACUUUGCUUCAAAAUAUAUUGGAAAUGCCAACAAAGAAUUGAAUAAUGCAGGCAAGGCCAUACUUGAAUGGAUACAAGGAGAAGAAAUCGACGAAGAUGCCGAUGACGAUGACGACGACGAUGACGACGACGAUGACGAGGAAGAAAUCAAGCCAAUUGUGAUACGCAGGACGAGGAGGAGAAGCACUGGCAAUGGACCUAGCGGGUCAAUAAUCAACGGCACGCCAGUUAAAACUGCCAAUAGUGCCCCGGCAAAGAAAGAAGCUACCCCAAGAAGGACCCCAAAGAAGAAAGUAUGUAAGACGCAAUUGUAA